This is a messenger RNA of Adineta ricciae, 579 nucleotides long. The record is from the annotation of a GenBank genome assembly. Lineage: Eukaryota; Metazoa; Rotifera; Eurotatoria; Adinetida; Adinetidae.
AUGAUAGAUGUCGCUUUUCCGUUUCGUAAUUUCACGUUCUCUUUUUUCCUAAUUAGCAAAUUUUUUUUUGAACUACUCAUCUCCUACAUUCCUGUCAAAAUAUUAGCGAAUAAAAAUUCUUCUCUUUCAACUGAAUGUCUCUUCAUACUCAAGGAGAGUGCUCGUCUGCAGCAAGAACCAGUGCCAGGUAUUGACGCCAUCGUUGAUGAACACAAUCCUCGUUACUUCAAAGUUGUUAUUGAUGGACCAAGUGAAAGUCCAUACGAAGGUGGCAAAUUCAAGGUCGAAUUAUUCUUACCUGAUGAAUAUCCAAUGGCACCACCUAAAGUUCGCUUUAUGACAAAAUUGUAUCAUCCUAACAUUGAUAAGCUAGGCCGAGUUUGUCUAGACAUUCUCAAAGAGAAAUGGAGUCCUGCUUUGCAAAUUCGUACCGUUCUUUUGUCCAUUCAAGCUUUAUUAAGUGCACCUAAUCCCGAUGAUUUCUUAGAUGCCGAUGUAGCAGAAAAAUGGAAAGCUGAUGAGCACGGUGCCAAGGCUAUAGCUCGUGAUUGGACUCAAAAAUAUGCUCGUGAAUCUUGA